AAAUAAAAAAAAGACUAACAAAAAUCAAAAAAUGUCUAAUUAUAUCUUUCCAUAUUUAAGUCCCAUAAAGGAUUUAUGGAAUUAUUUAACCGUAGAUUAAAACCAACAAAAAUUAUUUGAAUACCGUCAACAUACGGGUUCCUUAGGUACAGACUGGGUAUCUCGUUAUUUGUAUUCUGAGCAAGACAUCUUAAAUGAGAGAUACUUAUAUUUGCACAAAUAAUUUAACGAAGAACCUGAAUUAAUGAAUGUUUUAACAGAUAAUAUAUAUAGACUUAGUUUAUUUGCUGGUUUGGAAAGAAUAAUAACUUUAAGAUAGGCUUUUAUUUGUACUCGUGCUUAAUUUUAAUUUGCUGGAAAUUCUUUCUAGUCUGCAGCUUAAGUAGUACUUAAUGGAGGUAUUUUUACUCAGGGAUUUUACAAGGGAUCUUUUUUGAAUUUAUUAUAAUUUUAUUUGGUACCUUAUUAAGCAUUAAUUUGGAGUUAAAAAGGAGGAUUUUUGGCUUAAUUAGCUGCUACUUCGGCAUUCGAAGCUCUCUUUUAUCCAUUAGAUACACUCAAAACAGCUGUUUAUUGUGAUACUGUUGGCAAAUAUGAUGGUUGGUUUAGCACUUUGAAGGAUUUGAUGGCUAAGAAAGGAGGAUUAUAGGGACUUUUUAGAGGAGUGGAGUAUAAACUAGGGUAUAAUUUAAUCUUUUUGGCACACUUAAGAGCUGUUUAUGACAAUUCAAGUUUGUAAUGGUUAAGUUGGCCUGCCUGGAUAGCUUCUUACGGGCUUUUAAGUAUGAAAAGUAAACUUUAGAUCGCUGAUAGUAGUGUUUCUUUGGCUAAUUUAUAAGAAAGUACAAGAUUGAGAUUCUGCUAGACUUAUGCAGGAGUUGUUCCUUGGGCAGUAUUUAAUUAUUUCUUUAUGUAUUAAUUCUAUGGAUGGUAUUCGGAUUAAGCAAAGAAUAAUAAGUUUGAAGAAUUAGUUGAAGAAGGAAAUAAAAGAAAAAGUCCUUUUUAAUAAAAAGUAUUAGUUAGUUGAUUUUGUUUUGUUUUAUUUUUAG
Molecule: messenger RNA, 1049 nt
Organism: Ichthyophthirius multifiliis
Lineage: Eukaryota; Ciliophora; Oligohymenophorea; Hymenostomatida
Exons: 1
Source: RefSeq, a predicted model, not a curated record